UCCCCUGCUCCGCUCCAGCCAAUCAGAGGCGAGCCCUGACCCGGGGCCGGGCAUGGAGCGGCCGCCCCCGCCGCCCCCUCCCCCCCCGCCGCCCCCCGGGACCCCCGGGACCCCCCCCGGGACCCCCGGGACCCCCGGGACCCCCGGGCUGGAGCGGGUCCUGCGGGAGGCGCUGGAGAGAGCGGGGGAGGAGCUGGGAGAGGACGGCGGGCUCCGGGAGCUGCUGAGGAGGCGCAGGGACAGCCUGCAGGGUCCCUGGAAGUGGCUCCUGUUCCACCGGCCGGUGCCGCCCCUCAUCCAGAACGGGCCCCAGUGUGGCCUGGUGGCGCUGGCCAUGGCCGCGGCUCUGCUGGGACCCCCCCGGCCCCAAUUGGGUCUGGGGGCUCUGCUGGAGACAGCGCGGGCCAGGGGCUACACCCGCCAGGGGGAGAUGUUCUCAGCUGCCCAGCUGGGGGCCCUGGCUCAGGAGCUGCUGCCGUGCCGGGCCGAGCUGCUCCGGGGGGGGCUGGGGGGGCCCAACCGGGCCCGGAUCCUGCGGCACCUCCUGGGGGGGCGGCCCCUGCUCGUCCCCUACGACGGGGACAGCAACCACGCCCCGUGCAGCCGCCGCGGCCACCGAGCCCACUGGGCCCUGCUCGUUGGUGAGGGGGGUCCCAAAACCCCGAAAAUAUCCCAAAAAUAUCCCAAAAAAUCAGCCCCAAAAUCCCCCUAAAAAUCCCCAAAAAAU
Passer domesticus (house sparrow) is the source of this 727-nucleotide messenger RNA. Its product is annotated as actin maturation protease-like. The coding region runs from base 53 to 712 and encodes 219 amino acids. Lineage: Eukaryota; Metazoa; Chordata; Aves; Passeriformes; Passeridae. The transcript has 5 exons. The record is from RefSeq and is a predicted model, not a curated record.